CUGGAGUUAACCUGUGGCGAACUCCAAAAACACCUAUAAGGAGUUUCGAGUUUCCAAAAUUUGUUAUUAUUUUUCAAUUGUCUUUUAAUAAUAAAAUGGGUACAAACUGGACGAAAACGUAUUUUACUCAUCAGGAUACAAUGCCCGUAGCAUUGAGCGAACCAACUUUUGAUCCUCAAAUGGGAUUUCCAAAUGGUAGAAAAGAAAGAGUUAUGGUUGCCACAAUUCAAGAAAUGAGGGCAAAUAAUGUGCCAUCAGAAUUUCGUGAUUAUUGUGCUCAUCAUUAUUUAAAAUUAGAAGCAUGUCGAGCUCGUGAAAUGCCAUGGAUUGUUAAAUGUACUGAAGUAAAAGAUGAAUAUCAACAAUGCCUAGUGGAUGAUUGGGUUUUACGAAUGAAGGAAUAUGAAAGAGAGCGCCGACUUUUAGAAAGGAAAAAAAGGCGAGCUACACAGGAAGCUAUAGCUGCUUGAAGUUAUUUCGUUGUAUAGAUACUUGCUACGAUUGUUGUUCGCAUUUUAGAAAUUGUAAGAAUACUUUACGUCUAUUGUAAAUAUAUUAUGAAUAAAUUAUUGAUUGCCCAUGAAUAACAUUCAAAUUCAAAAUUUGUCUGUACUUCAUGUUUUCAUUUAAUAUAAUAAAAUAAAAUAAUAGUA
Leptopilina boulardi is the source of this 653-nucleotide messenger RNA. RefSeq names its product NADH dehydrogenase [ubiquinone] 1 beta subcomplex subunit 7 (gene ND-B18). The coding region runs from base 96 to 470 and encodes 124 amino acids. Lineage: Eukaryota; Metazoa; Arthropoda; Insecta; Hymenoptera; Figitidae. Gene Ontology annotation, cellular component: mitochondrion. The transcript is spliced from 3 exons. The record is from RefSeq and is a predicted model, not a curated record.